AUGUUUCCCAUCGAUUACUUGAUCAUCCUCUUUGCCUCCACUACCCUGGCCCUUCCUGGCAAGCCAGCAGUCUUCCUCGACAAUGUCCCCACGACAACGACCGCUCCCGCUCCUGAGCAGGCACUCAGCUGCGAUUACAGCUACUGCGAUGAGAACCAUGUUUCGUGGUGCUUCCACUUCGUUCCCUUCACUACCAUCGACCCAACACUGGGUCCCAUGCCCGGCGAGACAAGGGCUUCUGUCGGAGUCUGUGGUCCCAAGACGGCGAUGCCAGUCCCAACAUAUCGAUAA
Messenger RNA from Fusarium coffeatum, 291 nucleotides. RefSeq lists its product as uncharacterized. NCBI's taxonomy places the organism in Eukaryota, Fungi, Ascomycota, Sordariomycetes, Hypocreales, Nectriaceae. The transcript has a single exon. The record is from RefSeq and is a predicted model, not a curated record. Bases 1 to 291 code for a protein of 96 amino acids.